AGUCGCCGUCGAUCAGCUGUUCCUUGUUGACAAGAUGGCCCUCCGCCUGGGACUUUCUGCUCUCGCCCGCCUUCCUCGCGCUGCCAGGCCCCAGGGGCGCGCCCUUAGCACAACAGCGACGAGAUGGGUGGAUGAUCUGACUGUGAAGCAGGUGGAGCCUCGUGAUGCAAGGAAGUCCAUGCUUUCGCCCGAGGAAGUGGAGCAUCAGAAGGCCCUCUCUGGUUACAUCACUAUCGAUACUCCUGCCGACAUCACCCCAAUCACGGGUGUCCCUGAGGAGCACGUUAAGACAAGGCGCGUCCUGAUCAAAAAGCCAGCCAAGAAUUCGAUGCAGUCUGGGACCAGUAACAUCCAGCUGUGGCGCAUUUCGUUUGAUGAGCGAGAGAGAUGGGAAAACCCUCUCAUGGGCUGGUCGUCCACAGCUGAUCCCUUGUCUAAUAUGCAGCUUGAGUUCGGAUCCAGAGAGGAAGCAGUUGCUUUCUGCGAGAAGAAUGGCUGGGAGUGGAUCGCCGAGGACCCCCCCGUGAAGCCCCCCCGCGCCAAGAGCUAUGCUGCCAACUUCUCAUGGAACAAGCGCUCUCGUCGGUCCACCAAGUAGAUCCUAGGAGGCAUGAGGAAGCUUGACAUUUUUUUAUUUAUUUUUUUAUUCUGGUCUUAGGCUGAAACUGAAGCCUUCGUCUUUUUUUUUUUUUUUUUCAUUAAAGUCCAUAACUGAAGGAAGGUGUAUAGCAAACAAUUAUGCUGUAAAUAUACUAUUUAAGAAAUAAAGGAAUAACACAA
Molecule: messenger RNA, 780 nt
Organism: Penaeus indicus
Lineage: Eukaryota; Metazoa; Arthropoda; Malacostraca; Decapoda; Penaeidae
Gene: ND-18
Product: NADH dehydrogenase [ubiquinone] iron-sulfur protein 4, mitochondrial-like
Exons: 5
Coding region: 35-598 (187 amino acids)
Biological process (GO): electron transport chain
Source: RefSeq, a predicted model, not a curated record